GGGGAACAGACAGUUAUGGCGGCGGCCUCAUCUUCCACGGGCGCUAGUAGGCCCGACGAAGCUGCGGUGACCCCCGGGGCGCUGCAGUACAGCCUCUUGCUGGAGCACUUAGUGGGCGAGAAGCGCGGGCCGAGGCAGGCGAGGGCCUUGGACCCGGCCUCCCUUGGGGGCUUCCCGGCGCCGGCCAAGAGCCCCGAGCAAAAGAUGGUCGAGCGGGCCAUGGAGAGCUGCGGCUUCAAGGCGGCGCUAGCCUGCGUCGGGGGAUUCGUGCUGGGAGGUGCCUUUGGUGUGUUCACGGCUGGCAUCGAUACCAAUGUGGGGUUUGACCCCAAGGAUCCAUACCGCACGCCAACAGCCAAAGAGGUCUUGAAAGACAUGGGGCAAAGAGGGAUGUCCUACGCCAAGAAUUUUGCCAUUGUCGGUGCCAUGUUUUCUUGCACUGAAUGCCUGGUGGAGUCUUAUCGAGGCAAGUCUGACUGGAAGAACAGCGUGAUGAGUGGGUGCAUUACUGGAGGGGCCAUUGGCUUCCGGGCUGGCCUGAAAGCUGGGGUCCUUGGCUGUGGGGGCUUUGCUGCAUUCUCUGCAGUGAUUGACUACUACUUACGGUAGCAGCUGAUGCCAAUGAAGGAGGACCUUCUGGUGUGAACUGUGCAGGACAGCUGGCCCAACUCACUUUCCUGUUCCUGACAACAGAUUAAGGAAAGGGGAAAGGUUUCUGAGAGCUGUGUCCUAGAAAACAGGAUAUGCAUCCAGCCCGUGGGCAGAGUCAGCAAGGCAUCUAAGCAAAGUGUUGUUCAAACAUCGUUGGAGAGGUACGACUAGGUGUUAAAUCCAAGGACUGCCUGCAUUCUCUCAACUCCUUCUGCUAAGUGUAUGCGUUUGCUGUGGCAAGCAUAAAAGCCUGUUACAGCAUGUCAGCACUUGCUACAAACACAAGCUCCUAGCUUCAUAGCUGUGUCGGAUACAGGAGAAAAUUGAAAGAUUUAACUUAUUCCAGGCCUUGUCAAGUGUUUGAUGCUAAUGAAACAAGAACAAUAUUUCCUA
Molecule: messenger RNA, 1044 nt
Organism: Lacerta agilis (Sand lizard)
Lineage: Eukaryota; Metazoa; Chordata; Lepidosauria; Squamata; Lacertidae
Gene: TIMM22
Product: translocase of inner mitochondrial membrane 22
Exons: 4
Coding region: 16-609 (197 amino acids)
Biological process (GO): protein insertion into mitochondrial inner membrane
Cellular component (GO): TIM22 mitochondrial import inner membrane insertion complex
Molecular function (GO): transmembrane protein transporter activity
Source: RefSeq, a predicted model, not a curated record